AUGGAUGAAGGUGGUGCUAAACCAGUGUGCGCCCAAGAAGCUCUCGAUCUGCUAAAUUGCGUCGCACAAUCUCCGUCGUAUGAUAAAGAUAAAUGCCUCGCCCUUAUGAACUCGUUGCGCGAGUGUGUUCUCGCCAAGAAAGUGAAGAAAUUUUCCCUAGCUGGCCAGGAACAACAAGAAACUAAUCCAAGCAACAAGAAGUCUUAA
Molecule: messenger RNA, 207 nt
Organism: Lathyrus sativus (Indian pea)
Lineage: Eukaryota; Viridiplantae; Streptophyta; Magnoliopsida; Fabales; Fabaceae
Source: the annotation of a GenBank genome assembly